Molecule: messenger RNA, 2331 nt
Organism: Closterium sp. NIES-65
Lineage: Eukaryota; Viridiplantae; Streptophyta; Zygnematophyceae; Desmidiales; Closteriaceae
Source: the annotation of a GenBank genome assembly
AUGAGCUCAAACAGGCGCCACGCCAACCGAUCGCUCGCGAAUGGACCCUCGUCGCCCACCCGCGCAACCAUUCCGCCGGCCUUCCCCCGGGACGCCUCUCCGACCCCCAGAGGCGGAAGCGGAGGGCGCAAGCCGACCAAGAAUAGGCUUGAGAGCAAUGCUGGCCAUCACGCGUCCGCUUACGCCAGCAACCCUAAUUCUGCCGGGCCAGCUCGGACCCACCAGCAGCAGCAGCCGCAGGGCGAGGCCUCUGCGCUUAUUGGGACUGCUUCUAACGGGGUCAAGAGAGGGGAUUCCAGCGUGAAUGUCAGUGCGGCGAGUAGGAAGGCAGGUGGCGAGAAGGGGGACUUGGAUUCCGGCCAGCGAGGCAGCACGGCUGGUAAGAGCAGCGGCGGAGAGGACGGUGGGUUGUCGACCAGCAGCACUAGGGGGGUAAGCAACAGCAGCAGCAGUGGCAGUACCAGCGGUGGCGGAGGUGGGAGCAGCGGAUGCAGCAAGGCGGGGAAGAUGGGGGAUGGUGGGGUGCGGGAGGUGCGGGUGGAGGCGAUGUUCUUUGUGCACAUGUGCGUCUUCCUCGCCAUCCAACUGCUCUGCCUCCACCGCUCCGCACUCCAUGAUAUCAACUACCACGUCGUUCUUCUGGUCUGUCUGCUCCUCCUGCGCCGAAUAGUCGCCUGCUUCAUCGACUUCCACCCACCUGUCGCCAAUAAACCCUCCCCACCUGCCACCUUUCAGUCCGUCAAUGGCAGCAUUCCUAGCAGCAGCUUCCUCAGUCGAUUUUUCCUGAGCAGUACGAGGAACGAAAGCGUCCUUGCGCGUACUGGCUCUGUCAGCGGUGCUGGCUCUGUAGCGAACGGUGUAGCUGCUAGCGCGGCUAGGAGUGUAAAAGAGAUGGCCAGCAGUGGUAUGAAGGAGUGGAGGGUGAAGGGCAAAGAUGGCAAGACGGGGGGGGAGGGUAGGCGGGGGGGAGAUAAAGACAGUGCUGGUGCUGAUGCUGCUGCUGCUGCUGCAGCCGCUACUACUACUGCCAGGGAGCCGUUUCCGUUGACUGGUAGCGGCAUGAUGGCAGGAAAUGGGGCUUUAAAGCCUGGCAGUCACCACCCGUAUAGUUUUGGUGGAAGCACCAUUGGUGCAGGAGGGGCAGGUGGUGCGGUGGAUGUUGCUGGUUCAGGCGGCGGGUUCGACUCGCCAGAGGGGGGCAAUGAGCUGUUGCUUGGAGAGGACUCCGCAGGGAAGGGGAACUCCCUGCUCAAUUCGGGGCUUGGUGAAGUUGGGAGAGGCUCAGGUCAUGGGCAGUGGGAGCAGCAUGUCUUCCCGCCCAUUGGUGCCGUCACUGGCACCUGCAGCUCCCUGCUUCUGGUGGGGCUGUACGUGGCAGCUGUGGCGCUCCUCGCGCUCAAGCUCUCCCUUACCCUCCCCUGGCAGUCGCAGCUGCUGCUCUUCGUCCCGCCCAUCUGUUACGCCAUCAUCAGCCAAACCACCUCGUCCCUUCCUCCUCCCCUCUCCUCCUUCCCUCAACCCCCCUCCCAUGCACCAAGUCUAAACUCGCUCUCGCACUCUCACGCUGCUCCUCCCUCCUCCAACCCCCACUCCUCCCCAUCCCUGCACGACUGCACAGCCCCCCAGCAAAACCCGCUGGCUGGUGCGGCGCUGCAUGCAGCAGCAGCAGCAGCAGCGCCCUGCCAGCAGGCAAGCGGCGUGCAUCCGCUGCGGCGCUGGCCCAAGCUGCUGAUGCGCCUGGUGCUGGUGGAGGCGUGCAUGGGCAGCUACCUGGUGGGGGUCGUCCCCAUCCAAGGCACCUACGUGAGUCUCUGUCUCCAUCCGCGCAUAUAUCCCCAAGGCACCUAUGUGGAUGUUCAAAUGCACGAGGACAUACUAGUGAGCCGUCUCUCCUGCUGUCUGCUGCUGGGGUACGCGUUUGUAGGGGCGGCCAUGCUGCUGCUGAUGAAGGAGGCCGUGCUGCGGCGGGAGCAGGUGGAGUACGUGGCGGCGCACCUGGGGUGCUGGCACCGCGUCGACGUGCCGAAUUUCACCAUCAGCAGGGACGUGGCGGAGUGGAACCCCCACAGUGUGCCGUACAGUGAGGGUGCCAUUGUGCAGCGAGGGGGCCGUCUCUUUGUGGGGCUCGGCCGGUUCAACACCGCCCAGCCUGGGUCGCUCUCAGCCGCCCUCCUCUUUGUAACGCUCCCACCCUCCUUUCCCGUUCUUAGUGCUCUCAUCUCACCCGCCUCUCAAUUUUCCUCCUGUCUCUCACCUCACCUCCACGGUCAACCCGGCGCCCGUGUGUGCAGCUGCUGCACCACCAACCGCUUGUCUUCUCCAACUGGGUAG